Molecule: messenger RNA, 318 nt
Organism: Anopheles coustani
Lineage: Eukaryota; Metazoa; Arthropoda; Insecta; Diptera; Culicidae
Exons: 2
Coding region: 1-318 (105 amino acids)
Cellular component (GO): cytosol
Source: RefSeq, a predicted model, not a curated record
AUGAAGUGCGACGCCGUGAUCGAGAAAAUUAAGGCCCGUGUUGCCUCGAUCGACCCGAACGGUCCGCGUAAGGUGCUCGGCGUGUUCCAGCUGAACAUCGAGGCCGCCGAUGGAGUCCAUGAAAUCGUUGUUGAUCUGAAGAACUUGAAGGUCUCCGACGGAAAGGCCUCCUCGCCGGAUGUGGUUAUCAACCUCAAGGAUGAGGACUUCAUCGCCAUCGGAACCAAGCAAGUCCCGGUGAAGGAUGCCGUCGCCCAGGGCAAGGUGUCCAUGACUGGCGACCAGAACCUCUUCCAGGCCCUCGUUGAUGCCAUCUAA